GGAAUUUGACAAAAGAAAAAAGAGAGAGAUGGAGAAGAAUGAGAAGAGCAUUGUAUGUGUAACUGGUGGAACAGGUUAUGUAACAUCUUGGUUGAUAAUGAGGCUCCUACAAUCUGGUUAUUCUGUUAAUACCACCUUUAACAAUAACUUGGAUCCAGGAGCAAGUUUCUUGGAGAAAUUACCAAAUGCAUCCAAUAAACUCAAAAUUUUCAGGACAAAUCCUGAAAAGCCCGAAAGCUUUCAACCAGCAAUUGAAGGGUGCAAUGGAGUCAUAAUUGGUCAUUCUGUUGAUUUCGAGGAUAAAAACGAUGAGGAGACGAAGAUUCAAAGAGCUAUUACUGGGAUUAUAGGCAUUUUAAAGGCAUGUUCGGAUUCGAAAACAAUUAAAUGAGUUAUAUACACUUCUAGUGAUGCUACAGUUGGUUACGUUACUGAGGAUCAAGAUGUAGUAGAAGAAAGUUCGUGGAGUGAUACAGAUUUUAUCAAAAAGUUGAAUCCUUUAGGAGCUGUUUACUCCAUAAGUAAAACAUUAAUAGAAAAAGAAGUUCUAAAUUUUGGAGAGAAAAAUGGAGUUGAUGUUGUGUGUUUGAAUCAUGCUUGGGUUCUUGGCCCUUUUAUUACUCCUCAAUGUCCUGAAGUUGUUCGCUACUCCAUGGCUAUGAUUCUAGGGAAUUGGACUACCAUAGAGUAUGAUUCUGGAGUUAUCGCAUUGGUGCACAUAGAUGAUGUGGCUAGAGCUCACAUUUUUCUUUUGGAAUGUCCAAAUGUUAAAGGGAGGUACAUUUGUUCAAGUGCAGAUAUAAGUCCAGAUGAAUUAUCUCAAUUUCUAAGAGCUAGAUAUCCUCAAUUCCAAAUCCCAACUAUUGAUUGUUUGAAGGUGACAAAAGAAUUCAAGUUCCCUCGGCCUAGUUCGAAGAAACUCAUGGACAGUGGAUUCAAAUUCAAAUACAAUCUUGAUGAUAUGUAUGAUGGAGCCAUUGGUAGUUGCAAGCAAGUUGGUUCUCUCUAAAAACAUUACUUGGGGAUGAUGAUGUGACAUCAAUGAGAUAUAGCAAAAAUAAAUAAUGUACCUUUAAUCAUAUUUUCUUA
Lycium ferocissimum is the source of this 1089-nucleotide messenger RNA. Its product is annotated as protein BRI1-5 ENHANCED 1-like. The transcript is spliced from 4 exons. Gene Ontology annotation, molecular function: oxidoreductase activity, acting on the CH-OH group of donors, NAD or NADP as acceptor. NCBI's taxonomy places the organism in Eukaryota, Viridiplantae, Streptophyta, Magnoliopsida, Solanales, Solanaceae. The record is from RefSeq and is a predicted model, not a curated record. The coding region runs from base 653 to 1009 and encodes 118 amino acids.